UUUGUUUUGUUGUCAUUUUGCCAUGUGAUUGUCAUCAGAGUCCCAGUUAGCGUGAUUCUUUUGCCGGAUACAAACUUUGCAAAUCAAUGAAAAUAACAAAGUGAUAUUGACAAUGGCAGGGGGCAACAGAAAGUCUCGAAAUGCCCGUCAUCAAGCUCACUCCUCUGCUUCAAAAUCUUCCUCACAAGCAACAAAUGUGCUAUCGAGUUUUGUCAGCGACUCCUCCAACCAGUCACGAUACGCCCCGCUGGGGGCCACUGUACCAUCUCUGCCUGCCCUAGAACAACCCCUAGCCCCGAAACAUUUUCCAUUUCCAAAUACGCCUCACGACGAUGAGAUUAUGUUUGAGGCACUGCAUUGGUUUUUUGUAGUCGGCUCUGCAGGCUUUCAAUUCUUGCAUUUGUACAGAUCUGUGUGGUGGUUGCCAUACUCUUUUAAUAAGCAGGCUUUAAAUUUUUACCUAAUUGACAAACAUCUAGUGAUGUUUAUAUUAGUUAUAUUGUCUAGAAGACUUAUCUAUGUUGUGGGACGUAGAAUUAUGGAAAUGGUCAUGCCAGAGAAAGUGUAUAUCAAGUUGUGCCCAUAUUACAGGUGAGUUCUUUAAUUUAUUUAUACCUUAAACUGAGACUGGUCUCUGUUAUUCUAUGGUAAUUUUAAUAAAUAAUAAAAAUUAUAUUAUUAUAGGUGAAUAUAUAGUAUUUGAGUUUUCUGUGUCAACUAAGAAAAAUAGCUUAUUAUUAAUUAUCAUAAGCUUCUGUUCCAUCAGUCUUGAAACAUGAAAAAGAGAUUGAGGGCUCACAGACACUCAGGGUAAUGCUUGUAUUUGGAAGCCUGACAUUUUUUUGAUAGUAGGUCGCAGGCAUUGCUUUCAUUGUUUAUAGUUUUUAUUAUAGAGAAAUUACAAAAAGUAGAAAUAAUACUUCAAUUGAAAACUGCCAGAGAAGCGGCACCAGGGUAGUGCCAAAAAGGAACAUGAC
Messenger RNA from Acanthoscelides obtectus, 977 nucleotides. NCBI's taxonomy places the organism in Eukaryota, Metazoa, Arthropoda, Insecta, Coleoptera, Chrysomelidae. The record is from the annotation of a GenBank genome assembly.